Drosophila sechellia is the source of this 888-nucleotide messenger RNA. RefSeq lists its product as uncharacterized. The transcript has a single exon. NCBI's taxonomy places the organism in Eukaryota, Metazoa, Arthropoda, Insecta, Diptera, Drosophilidae. The record is from RefSeq and is a predicted model, not a curated record. Bases 1 to 888 code for a protein of 295 amino acids.
AUGGUCAUGACCACUUUGGAUGUAGGUCCUCAUGAAAUGAUACGCGAUAUGUCCGAAGAAAUGAAACAGAUUAGCAAUUCAUUCCUAAUGCACCGGCACAGGCGGCUUGAGGUUGCCCAUCGGGAACGUCCUGCGGAGAGCGUCAGGAAUCGGGAUGCAAGGUUCGUGCUGCAGAUCAUGCGCUUAACGUGCACUUAUUUCGACGACGAGAAUUCCGAGUCGGACUUUGCUCUCUGCCUGCUGCUGUACUUCGAUUUUAAACUGUUCCAGUAUGACCUCAAAGAUACUCUGACCUAUUUUGUUAUGAAUUUCAUACGACACAAGGAGAAGGAUCCAUUAAAAGGACUUAAGCUUAAAAGAUUUCAAUAUGCAAUGACUGUUUUGGGUCUUCUGCGGGAAUUUGAAAACGUAAAAAUUCUGGGACUCAAACAUUUGGUGGACUGGAACCUGGAGGUCGAAUUGCCCAACACCUUCAUCGGUAUUAUUGAGGAGGGGAAUGCAGUCUUCAGAACAGCUUGGGAGUCCAACAGACGCAUCUCAUUUUUGGACGUACUUGCCGAGCUGCUCUUUUACGAAAAGUCCAAAACAAGCUAUACCGGACAGAGGAAUUUUGAUGGCAUCAUAUACACCUACAAUAUUCAACCAAAUUCGGUAGCUAAAUCUGCUUCUCGGCUUUUGCUGAAAUUUAUAGUGGAUGGUCCACCGUUAUUAAUUUAUUUUAUGAACAAUUUCCUCACCCGAAACGAAGAUCCUAACACACCGUAUCACUUGCUCCCAAAGACGCACCUUACCAUUCGAAUUGAGGGAAAGGCUUUUCCAGGAACCCAGUUUGUCUAUUUCAAAGAUCUGAACAUUGACGUACUGAGGAGUGAUCUAUCGACUAGAUAA